UUCUGUGCGAAAGAUUUCAACGAUGGACGAUGAAGAACGUAUGAGAAUUCUUUCAAAAAUUCUUGGACUUGCACACUGUCUUACUCUUUAUUUGAAAACUGGGCUUAAUGUGUGGGAUUUGAAAGAAAAGAUAAUAAUUUAUUCUGUAUCCAUCAAUGAGCAUUUUGGCGAGAAAUUGUUAAAGGUUCUGGAAAGUGUACAGGAUACUAAGGACUAUGACAAUUUAGACAUAGGGAUUCUUUUUACCUUGUUGAUAAAUUUCUGUCGCAAUAUAAAACCUCCUGGGACAGGAUGGGACUAUAAGCCUAAGGAUGAGGAUCAUUCUGUUGGAGCUGACAUAGAGAGGAUCCGCAUUUUGUGGAAUCUGUAUUGCGAGGAUCAAGUUGAUGUUCCAUAUCUUCAGGAAAUGUAUGGACGAAUGAGUGAUAAAUUUGGAGAUCUUUCUAAAGAAGGGGAUUCAGCUAGUUCCAAUAAAGCUGAUUGUAAUGCAUCGAAACAGAAAAUUCAAAUUGUAAGUUUGAAGACGAACUAUAAUGUUGAAAAUGGAAUAGUUGUGACAAAGAACAUCAAUUCAGCCAUGGCACUAUUGGACACAUCUGGCAUUGUGAUUUGUAUUGGCGCCAUUGGAUGUGGCAAAACAACGUCUAUGAGAUAUAUACAAGAUAUAUAUAAGGACCAAGGUUGGGAGACGGUUUGGUUUGAUGAACAUAUUGUUGAAAAUGAACGUAUUAGAUAUGAAAAUGACAAAAAAACUUCAAUUUUUGUGAUAAUUUGUUUGGGACAUUUAACUGUAAAGCAUUUUCUUCCGACCAUGUCUUAAUGUGUUAAUCAGAAACACAUGAAAAAAAGCAAUGGACAUUUAAAAGUUUUAUUGGGAAUUCAUCAAAAUGUGUACGACGAAAUCUUGAAAUUAGGUAGGGUACAGAUUAUGGACACCAAAAAUUUGAUCGAUUUUGAUCAUCUCGAUAAAGCUGAAAUGUUAUUGAUUUGGAAAGAGUUGAAAAAAGAGGGCCACUGCGUUCGUGAUCCAAGCUGCUGGUUUAAAGACAUCGAGUUUUUAUCUGUAUUCUCAA
Molecule: messenger RNA, 1073 nt
Organism: Saccostrea cuccullata (small rock oyster)
Lineage: Eukaryota; Metazoa; Mollusca; Bivalvia; Ostreida; Ostreidae
Exons: 2
Coding region: 23-820 (265 amino acids)
Source: RefSeq, a predicted model, not a curated record